AUGUACGCACCCAGUUCUAUGUUUUUCCCGUUCGAAGCCCAAGUUGUUUCUGGUCCUGUAGAGCUGCAGACUGAGGAUCUGAUGGAAAUGGAGGAUUAUGUUGGAGCUGUGAACUAUCCAGUCACCAGCAUCCGUCCACCUCAUCAUUUCCACAUCUCCUCCUCAGGUCCUGAUGGGAGUCCAAGAGGUUCCAGCAGCGUUCCUGGUUGUGUCAGCAUGCCUUCAUUGAGUCACAUCACCUCUGCAGAAAACAACAAGCCAACACGAGCUGCAAGCUUACCUGACAUGAAGCUGCAGAGCAGCUUUGAGGAGUUCACCCCUGAUCUGAGUGACGACGAUGAAGACCAUGAAGGCUACAGGUUCCAGUGCUCCUGUCCAGGCCUGUACCAGUGCAGCGUGACCGGCCUGGUGUUUGACAUGGAGGGAGAAGGAGACGUGGUUUACAGGACGGUCCCUUGGAACAGGAGGCUCCUGGUCCAACAUCACAAGAAGCCAGCAGGACCUCUGUUUGACAUCAAGUGUGAGCAGCAGUCUGUGCGUCAGCUUCACCUCCCACACUGUCAGAUCCUCCCCACAGCUGGAUUCCUGGCAGUUGCUCAUGUGAAGGAUGACGGCGUGGAGUUCAUCAGCCCUCAUAAGAUCACAGAAACUCACCUUGUUAUCAACAUCAGGGGCUUUUCUGGUUUCGGUAACGUGAAGGACGAAGACUCUCCCCCUGACCCGGUCCGAGCGUUGGUUCUGCUGUUCUACAGGCCACCAGAUGAUCCAGACGUCACAUCCAUCCUCAAUGUCUUGUUGCUGCCAAAAAACGUUUCCUUGCGAGAUGUGCAGCGCACCAGGAGGAAGUUAGUUGGAGAGGAGAGGUACAUCGAGACGUCCCCACACUGUAAACUGCUCCCAGAUCAGGUCUACACUCUGUCCACUGCACCUGAAGACGACUCGGUUCUAGUUCAGCCAACAGAAGCUGAAUUUGAGGAGGACUGCUACGACAACUACUUCCCAACGUUCCAGGUGUUUCUGGAAACAACCAUGAAACAUAUGAAGCUGUUUCUGAGAGACAGCAGCUCCCAAAGUGUCUGGGACAGACGAGUCUGUCUUUCCUCUGCUGGACAAAUAAAGUCCUGUGGAACAAACGCUCCAAAUAAGAAGCUGCUGGACGUACGGAGCAGCUUCAUCGACGGCACAUCAGGACCGGUUCUCAACAGUCUGCUGGACAAGCUGCUGGAGAAAAAGGUGUUGACCGACUCUGAGAGGGAGUCAGCAGACGUGAUGCCAAACAGGAGAGACAAAGCUCGUUUUAUUAUCGACACGGUGAGGAAGAAAGGCGACACUGCCAGUUCAGAGAUGAUCGAGUUUCUGUGUGAGCUUGAUCCCUUCCUCUGCGAACAUCUGGACUUGAUGUAA
Messenger RNA from Acanthochromis polyacanthus (spiny chromis), 1404 nucleotides. RefSeq names its product caspase recruitment domain-containing protein 8-like. Gene Ontology annotation, biological process: regulation of apoptotic process. The record is from RefSeq and is a predicted model, not a curated record. NCBI's taxonomy places the organism in Eukaryota, Metazoa, Chordata, Actinopteri, Pomacentridae. The coding region runs from base 1 to 1404 and encodes 467 amino acids. The transcript has a single exon.